AUGCUCGAUACGACGCUCGCCAAGAGCUGGCUACAGUCGUUGUUGGAGCUGCCUGGCACCGCCAACGCCCACCAUCUACUCACUCGGCCCCACUCAUCGUCGCCUUCGUCCCUUCCCCGAUAUCCACCACUCGCCAUCCUCACCUUCCUCAUGCCCGUCUCCCUCCAAGCCUUGCUGCUGCACCCCAUUUUCCCAAGAGCCAUCUCAACCCCGGCUAGGCUGCUGCUGCUGCCCUUGGGGUUCUCCUACGCCGCGCGCUCGAGCUUCGAUUAUGGCUUUGAGCCGAGGGAGGUCUCGGUCGGCGUCAACUUCGUCGUCGGCGUCAUGGGGGCCUAUGCCAUCAUGAAGAGUGAGUGUCUGGCAGAUCUUUAAUUUCAUCGAGCAGCCGAAGGUUUUGCAGGCCUAAUCACUUUCAAUUUCCCGUAUGCAGCCCUCGAGUUUGCCUUUGUACAAGACCUGUCACCGUAUACAUGGGUUGGAUUUGACGAACGAGGAUAUACCCGUCAACACUCUCUCGCCGAGACGAGCUCCAAAAAUGGCCACGGCAAGCCUAGCAAGGUGGAUCCGACUCGCCAGCGCAAGGAGCAACUCGAGACACUACGUCGCAAGGCCGCAGAGAAUGACUCGCCCGUUCAGAUUCUGUCCUGGACACUCCACCUCCUCGUGUCGAUGCGGGGGAUAGGAUGGGCGUUCGGACCCCCACCUCGAUGCUCGGCUCGACCUCACCCAAUGAGUCACGUCAAGUACCUCCGACGAGUGCUACUCGACCUGGUCUGGUCCCACUGUACCCUCGUGACAUGUUCGUACAUCAUCUUGACGCCCCAUUCGACCCGAGCGAUCGCGAUUGCACGUCACUUUCCUUCCUUGUCGGUUGCCCGCGUCGAAUCAUUAGCCUUUUCGUGUGCUGCGCUCUCGCUCGGCGUGGCUGCCCUCGCUGGAUUGACCCUCGGCUUCACAUGCGCCUCGUUAAUGUUGUUCACGCUGACUGGACUACUCCGCAUCAUCUUACCUACACGCCUGCGACCGCCACCUUUCGACCCGCGCCAGUAUCCCCAACUGUUCCAGAUUCGUCUCCCGACGAGCGUGGCUAAAUUCUGGUCGGAGCAGUGGCACUACUUCUUCGCACGGCCCUUCAAGGUCCUCGGAUACGAACCAACGAUGGCUAUCGUCUCACCUAUUUUAGGGAAGACCAUCGCUCAAGUCGCCGCCGUCAUAGCUGUAUUCGCCAUCAGUGCUUGGCUGCACGAACACGCCUUGUGGUCGGCGCUGCACACCUUCCACAUCUCUAACCCCGCUCAUCUACCAUGGACAACACGGUGGGGUUCAAUCAUUUACUUUUUAUCACAAGGUGUGGGUGUCGUUGUAGAAGGGGUUUUCACUUCGAUGACGAAGCGAAAGGUGGGAAAAACCCUGGGAGCGGUGUGGACGCUGUUCUGGAUCGCGGCGCCGGGAGUGCUUCUUUCGAGUUGUUGGUCAGUGCGUUGCCUUGAUUGAUUCUCUAUAAGCCUAGGCGCUGACCACACUCUUUUUCAUGAACCAGGCUCGAGAUGGGCAUCGCUCAAGGUAUACCCCGACCGCAACACUGGCAAGGCCCGUGGCGUUAUGUCAUUCCCAUCGCAACACUAUUCCCCGGCCCUCUGUGGUCUACACAAUAA
Microbotryum saponariae is the source of this 1655-nucleotide messenger RNA. NCBI's taxonomy places the organism in Eukaryota, Fungi, Basidiomycota, Microbotryomycetes, Microbotryales, Microbotryaceae. The record is from the annotation of a GenBank genome assembly.